AUUUUGUCCCGCAUUGAGCAGAACGACCGAUCAAGCCUCGAACCCACCCCGGUUUCCUCUCCAUUUCCCUUUCUACCUCCUCUAUCCUGAUCCGAUCCAAGAUGGUUGUCGCUUUCGACAAGUGUGACACACGGCCGGCCAACAUCGAGGCCAUCCUCAACGGCCUCGACCGGUAUAACCCCGAGACAACCACAGUAUUCCAGGACUACGUGGUUCAACAGUGCGAGGACCGGUCAUUCGACUGCUAUGCCAACCUUGCUCUUCUGAAGCUCUACCAAUUUAACCCCCACCUCCUCCAACCAGAGACCGUGACCAACGUCCUCGUCAAGGCUCUCACCGUCUUUCCAUCUCCCGCUUUCUCACUCUGCCUCGCUCUUCUUCCCGCCUACACCCAGCCCUUCCCCAAGACCGAGGCCGAGGCCCAGGCCGCACAGACAUCCGACUUCGUUGAAUCCGUUCAGAAGCUCGCUCAUCUAUCUUCUCUCCUCGAGUCCGCUCAAUAUGCUCAGUUCUGGUCAACGCUGAACUCCGAUGAUCUGUACGCAGAUCUUGUUGCCGACGUUGCCGGCUUCGAGGAGCUCGUCCGCAUCCGCAUUGCCGUUGAGGUCGGCAAAGCCUUCCGUGAGAUCAACGUUGAGGUCCUAGAGCAAUGGCUUGACAUCCGGAACCGCGAGGCUCUCGAGAAGUUCGUUACCGAGGUGUGCACCUGGGAGGUGGAGAAGUCUGGCUCGAGCACCGUCAUCAAGGUGCCCACGAACAAGGAGAACGAGGCUCGCAGUGAAGUCAAGAGCGAGCGUGUUGGUGUCGAUAUGUUCGGCCGCGUCAUCCGGAGAGGGUUCGAGCAGGCUGCAUAAGCCAAUGAAACGAAUUUCUGUUUCCUGUUUUCAAAAUAAUGAGUAAGGUCUUGUGGAGAUCUUGACUUGUAUCAGUCGAUGAAGACCAGAACAUGGACUUCUAUCCAGUCCGCAUUGACGAGAUGAGUUCAAGCCUAAAAUGAUGAUGACGGGGAUAGACCAGCAUGGGGAGGACUGGGAAGUCAGGACUGGCGCAUUUGGCGUUGUGAAUUUGCUUCUCAUCAUUUCAUCAUUCUAUACCUAGGACAACCCGAUUUUCCUCUGCCCUGUAUCCACUACAUACUAGAUCCCGAGAGAUAUCCUGUCUGAACAUAUCAGCGAAUGACACCCGCUGAACGAUUCAAAAAUACAAUUUUGAUAGCAAACACUCAACAAAGCAAACCAGU
Aspergillus versicolor CBS 583.65 is the source of this 1240-nucleotide messenger RNA. Its product is annotated as CSN8/PSMD8/EIF3K family protein. Bases 102 to 854 code for a protein of 250 amino acids. Gene Ontology annotation, biological process: regulation of translational initiation. The record is from RefSeq and is a predicted model, not a curated record. NCBI's taxonomy places the organism in Eukaryota, Fungi, Ascomycota, Eurotiomycetes, Eurotiales, Aspergillaceae. Gene Ontology annotation, molecular function: ribosome binding; translation initiation factor activity. The transcript has 2 exons. Gene Ontology annotation, cellular component: cytoplasm; eukaryotic translation initiation factor 3 complex.